AACUAAGACCAGGACGGUUGGAAGGAGGUAGAUUUCUGUUCAGAUGCGAAUACUGAGAUGAAGCUGGGUGGGCCAACCACGCCUUCAGCCCCAGCAGCUGGAGCUUUCCCUGCAUCCAGGAUCAGCUUCUCCAGCCUUCUUCUUUCAGCAAACGAGGAUUCAGCGUCCGGUCCUUCGGAACGGGAACUCACGUGAAGCUUCCAGGACCAGCACCUGACAAGCCGAACGUUUAUGAUUUCAAAACCACUUACGACCAGAUGUACAACGACCUCCUUAGGAAAGACAAAGAACUCUACACACAGAACGGCAUUCUGCACAUGCUGGACAGAAACAAGAGAAUCAAGCCCCGGCCAGAAAGAUUCCAGAACUGCAAAGAUCUGUUUGAUCUGAUCCUCACCUGUGAAGAGCGAGUGUAUGACCAGGUCGUAGAAGAUCUGAAUUCCAGGGAGCAAGAGACUUGCCAGCCCGUGCACGUGAUCAACGUGGACAUCCAGGACAACCACGAAGAGGCCACCCUGGGGGCGUUCCUCAUCUGUGAGCUCUGUCAGUGCAUCCAGCACACUGAGGACAUGGAGAACGAGAUCGAGGAGCUGCUGCAAGAGUUCGAGGAGAAGAGCGGCCGGACCUUCCUGCACACCGUCUGCUUCUACUGACCACUGCCCUUCCAGAGCCAUCUUUUUCCUGCACACCGUCUGCUUCUACUGACCACCGCCCUGCCCAAGCCAUCUUUUUGAGCUUCUUUUUGUUAAUACUUCUUCCUUCCUGAUACUUGGUUUCACCUUUCCCAGUAGCAGCACCCAAAUAAACUGUACAUAUGAAAUGAGAGGAUAGACGUAAGUGCGGAUGAAGAGCAAACAAGUUUUCCUGUCCCACUUGUGCUCAGGAGUGGGAUACUGAUUAUAUAAAGUGUUUUUUCCUUUACUCAAAAAAGAAAAAAACGGUUUAUAGCACAUUUCUCCCAAUACAUCUGCCUUUCGCUGAGCAUCCUUCCUAUGUCCCCUAACUGGCUGGAAUGUACAAAACCCCAAAUAAAGCAACAGGUGUACUUCGGGGGAGAGAACCUGCAAUUACCCAAUAAACAGAUGCUGCCGGU
Messenger RNA from Vicugna pacos (alpaca), 1093 nucleotides. The record is from RefSeq and is a predicted model, not a curated record. Lineage: Eukaryota; Metazoa; Chordata; Mammalia; Artiodactyla; Camelidae.